ACCUCUGUCACCCUCUUCCUUCUGCCGCAACCGGCGAUGUCCUCCACCGACGCCAUCAUCCGGCUCCCUUAUGGCGACGAUAUCAUCGCCGAGACCUGCCAGAGAUGUGGCGAGAACAACCAGAACGUCGACUACGCCCUCUGCGUCGCCUCCCUCUCGGCCGACCCCUCAAGCCACGACGCCAGCCUCCACGGGCUCGCCCUCAUCUCCGCCAAGCUGGUGCAGGCCGGGGUGGCAGGCAUGGACUCCGGAAUGGCAGCGCUCCGGGGCAAGGAGACAACGAGGUCGACAAGGUGGUAA
Aegilops tauschii subsp. strangulata is the source of this 300-nucleotide messenger RNA. The record is from RefSeq and is a predicted model, not a curated record. NCBI's taxonomy places the organism in Eukaryota, Viridiplantae, Streptophyta, Magnoliopsida, Poales, Poaceae.